Molecule: messenger RNA, 1526 nt
Organism: Hibiscus syriacus
Lineage: Eukaryota; Viridiplantae; Streptophyta; Magnoliopsida; Malvales; Malvaceae
Product: putative PAP-specific phosphatase, mitochondrial
Exons: 9
Coding region: 94-1335 (413 amino acids)
Biological process (GO): sulfate assimilation
Molecular function (GO): 3'(2'),5'-bisphosphate nucleotidase activity
Source: RefSeq, a predicted model, not a curated record
CAUUGUGCACAGUUCUCCAACGGCAACGGAAGACGUAUUCCUUCUAAUCGCUACCAGUUUUUCUCCGUCGAUAACUUUCAGUUCAACACCGCCAUGAAUUUUCGUCUCCUCCGCUCUUAUCCUGCCUCCUCCGUCGUCCAAUUAUUCCCUCUCUACCUUUCCCCUGCGCCUCACCGCUGUAGACUCUUCUUAGUUAGGUCGAAUCUUCCUUUUCCAAAUGAGAAAGCCAAGUACCACAGAGAACUUGAAGCCGCCGUGAAGGUCGUGGAGAGUGCUUGUCGUCUUUGCGCGGUCGUGCAAAGGUCUCUGUUCUCUGCUGAAGGGCAGAUUGUCGAAAAGAAAUACCAAACUCCGGUCACAGUGGCAGAUUUUGGGGUCCAGGCACUUGUUAGUUUAGAAUUAAGUAAAUUAUUCCCUUCAAUUCCAUUGGUGGCGGAGGAGGACUCUAGUUUUAUACGUUCAAACAAUCUGGUGGAUCCUGUAGUAAGUGCAGUAUCUGAUAAAACAAGCAUUGAUGAGGAUUCAUUGUCACAUGAUGAUGUCCUGGAAGCAAUUGACAGAAGGGGAAAGAAUGCUUUUGCUACGGGAACAAAACCAGCCACAUAUUGGAUACUAGAUCCAAUUGAUGGCACCCGGGGGUUUGUAAAAGGAAGUCCAGCCUUAUAUGUGGUAGGUUUAUCUCUAGUUGUUGAAGGAGAUAUUGUGUUAGGUGUCAUGGGCUGCCCUAACUGGGUUGUAGAUACUUCUUUCCAGUCUACCACAGAUACCCAAGGUUAUAAACAUAGUUAUCUUCCAUUGGGUAUCAUUAUGGUUGCUCAUGUUGGCUGUGGAACAUGGACAAAGAGGUUAAAGUGUAUGCUUGAUUGCUCAACUAAAAUUUCAUCUGAUAGGACCAGAUGCUUUGUUGAUAGUUAUUCUUUGGUAUCCAAUGCCCGCUUCUGUAUUCCAGAGAGUCAAACAUGGGAGUCACUGCCAUUAUCAGUUUUGUACAAAGCAAGAAUUGAUGAUGAGAAUGUAGGGGAUAAGGAAAUCCGUCUUUUGUCCGCAUUUUGUGGAAGUUUAUGCAAGUACUUAAUGGUGGCUUCAGGUCGGGCAUCUGUUUUCAUUCUUCGAGCAAGAUCUGAAAAAGUUAUCAGGGUUUGGGACCAUGCUGUUGGUAUGAUAUGCGUGUAUGAAGCUGGACGAAAGGUGACAGAUUGGAACGGAAGUGAGCUCGAUCUUGCCACUGAUCAAAUUGAAAGGAGCAUAUACCCUGCGGGUGGGAUUCUGGUGACUAAUGGGACCAUCCAUAAUCAGAUACUGCACAUGAUAUCUUCCAUUUCAACCGUAGUCUGACAUCGAGCCAUACCGAAUGGGUAUUCAUGUUCCUUUGUUCGAUUCUUUGAAUGCCAUUUAGGUUACAUCAAGACCUGCCUUUUUUUAAAUUAAAAUUUAGUUCCAUAUUCAAAGGAUAAAUUGAAAAAAAAUUGAAAUUAUUCAUUCGCCAUUGAAUUUUUUUAAAGAAAGUCUCUUCUAGCCUAGACAAA